Messenger RNA from Aureobasidium namibiae CBS 147.97, 645 nucleotides. RefSeq lists its product as uncharacterized. Lineage: Eukaryota; Fungi; Ascomycota; Dothideomycetes; Dothideales; Saccotheciaceae. The annotation marks the transcript as partial. The transcript has a single exon. The record is from RefSeq and is a predicted model, not a curated record.
AUGGUCUUUGGGAUAUUAGCAGCCGUGGCAGCUGUGCCAGCCAUCGUCGGCACCACCGAAGCAGUCCGACAAGGACAACGCCAAAAUGCUCGCGAAGAACAUCGAGGCCGGAAGUCAAAUUUGACCAUCACGUUGCCAGUCCGAAAUUCCUACAGCGAACGAUUCGACGGAGCAAUGAUUGUGUUAAAAGACAACAAACUCUACAUCGACACCGAGCACUCUCGUCUCGGUGCCAACAUGGCUCAUCCGUUUUCUGGCUACUAUCUACCUAUACCAUGGAUAGGCGACAAGUGGAAGAAAGCAGGAUUUAGAAAUGGCGAAGGGAUGGUCACUACCAUUAGCGAUGAUCCACCGUUCUUAAACUGGGUGUAUCUGGAUCGAAAUACAUAUGAGGUCAAAUAUGGCAUUCGUGUCGAAGCAGAACCCCAUCAUGUCGGUCCAUGGGAUUGCACACCCAUUGAUCGUCGCUUGACUUUUGAGGGAUGGGAAGGCUUUGUCAUUGUACAAGAAGAUGAAGACAGUGAUCUCUGGGCAUUGUAUUUCGACCGCGAUGAUGAUGGCUUGAGAGGGGAAGGCAAAGUGGGCACGCAAGACAAGAGAAUGCUUUUGGUCGAGGUGUCGAGGAAAGAGAUGAGGAGGACUAAG